GUCUUUCCCCAGAAUGCCACCACCACUGUUACUACCACAUCACCACCUUCAGCGACCGAAGUCUACACACGAACACAGUACUGUAAAUGGCCAUGUGAAUGUCCAACAACAGUACCUAUGUGUCCCUCAGGGGUCAGUCUGCUCACAGAUGGAUGUGAGUGUUGUAAAAUGUGUGCCAAGCAAAUUGGAGAGAAGUGCACCGAGAUGGACAUCUGUGAUAGUCACAGGGGCUUGUACUGUGACUACAGCAGAGAUGCACCUAGGUACGAAAUAGGAGUGUGUGCACAAAUGGUCGGCGUGGGCUGUCUUCUCAAUGGAAUCAGGUACAACAACGGGGAGAGCUUCCAGCCCAGUUGCAAAUAUAACUGCACCUGUAUCAACGGGGCCGUGGGUUGUAUCCCCCUGUGUACUGACUCCAAGCCGCCCCUCGUUUGGUGCCCAAACCCGAAGCAGAUUAAGGUCAAGGGUGAAUGCUGUGAAGAGUGGGCCUGUGAUUAUUCAAAGAAAAUCAGGAAGGCAUCUCCACGGCAUCUCUCUUCAGCAGUUUAUGGAGGAGAAAUUGAAACAUGGCAGAAGAACUGUAUCCAGCAAACAUCUUCCUGGAGCCCUUGUUCCAAGACUUGCGGAAUGGGCAUUUCCACAAGGAUCUCAAAUGAUAACGCCCAGUGCCAGUUUAUGAAAGAGAGCCGGCUCUGUAUUCUGCGCCCUUGCGAGGUGGACAUCACCAAGCACAUUAAGCCUGGGAAGAAAUGCUUAGCAGUGUACAGAGGAGAGGAGCCCAUGAACUAUACGCUCUCUGGGUGCACAAGUAAGGUCAACUACAGGCCUAAGUACUGUGGCCUUUGUAUGGAUGACCGUUGCUGUACGCCCUACAAAUCAAAGUCCAUUGAAGUCAACUUUCACUGUCCAGAUGGGACCAGCUUUUCCAGGAAAAUCAUGUGGAUUAAUGCCUGUUUCUGCAACCUGAGUUGCAAGAACCCCAAUGACAUCUUUGCUGACUUAGCUCAUUAUCAUGAUUACUCGGAAAUUGCUAAUUGACUUGACAGGAGUUGAUGGGAGGGGGGGAAAGGAGAAGCACAAGAGGGAAAAAAAAAAAAACAGGCUGCCAAGACCUACAAUGUAUUAUUACUCUGAUUUUACAGAGGGUUAAAA
Messenger RNA from Protobothrops mucrosquamatus (brown spotted pit viper), 1152 nucleotides. It is a transcript of the gene CCN4, whose product is annotated as cellular communication network factor 4. The transcript is spliced from 4 exons. The record is from RefSeq and is a predicted model, not a curated record. Gene Ontology annotation, cellular component: extracellular region; extracellular matrix. Gene Ontology annotation, biological process: signal transduction; cell adhesion. The annotation marks the transcript as partial. Lineage: Eukaryota; Metazoa; Chordata; Lepidosauria; Squamata; Viperidae. Gene Ontology annotation, molecular function: integrin binding; heparin binding.